CCCAGAGAGAGGGAGCACUCAAGGCCUAACCACCCACGGUCCAUCUUCUGCAGGGAACAGAUUGAGGCUCCAGGAUCAACAAUGUUUCUCAUCUGUACUUUGGGAUUUCUCCUUGGGAUGUUGGUCCCAUUCUGUGAAGCCUUCGAACCAAGUACUGUGGUCAGAAUUAACCAGCCAGCCCUCGACUAUGUGGCACAGAUGGGACACAGCUAUUUCAAGACUGCCCUGAAGAUCCGACUCCCUGAUAUCCUUGACCCCAAAGAAGGUUACUUCCAACAAAUCCCGGUUUUUAUAGUUGACAACGAUAUUUCCAACUUUAAUUUGACAUUUAUCCCUAAUUAUGGGAUUCGCCUCUCUGGUGCUGGCCAUAUCAAUAUGACAGUUUUUUUAAAGACUAAUCUCCAGAAACUAAGAGUGGGUAUUGAUAUUGGGGCUGAUAUAGUCAUUACUCAAUCCACCAUCGGAUCGCCAUUUGUGGGAGUUUCUUUCUGCAAGUCCAAAAUUAAGGAAAUCAGUGUUACGUACAGAGAAGAUGGGUUAAAAGAAUUAUGGAAGCCUAUGGCGGGAUAUAUUAGGAUUAUCUUACCUGAUAAGCUAUGUUCGAGGCUCCAAUUCCUGAUUGAAGGACUGAAUGUUUAUAUGGGUACACUGCUGGGUCUUCACCCUCUUGGUCCUGAAUCCCAGAUCAGCUACUCUUUGACCCAACUACCUACCAUCACCAAAGAACAUAUGUCGCUGAAUAUCAGUGUCACGUUCUACUUGCUGGGUAAACCGAUUGUUCUCCCUCCACGAGUGUCCUCCUUCUCCCUGCCUCAACAAGUGGGUGCUAAGAAUGCCAUGGUUAACUUUGCACUCCCAAAGGAGCUGUUUGACUCAAUCUACUUCCUCAUGCAGAAGUCUGGGUCCAUUAAUCUAGACAUCACGGGACAGUUGAACUCUAAAAACAAUCAGCUGACCACAUCAGUGCUGGGAAACCUGAUUCCUGAGGUCCGCCGCCAAUUCUCUAAGUCCAUGCCUAUAACAUUGAAGGCCCGGAUCAAUGCUACACCUGUCCCUACGAUCCAGAGGAACAAAACAUCACUAUUGCUCAAUUACCAUUUGGAGGUGUUGGCUGUCUCUUCUAACUCAGCCUUCAACUCUCUCUUCUCUAUGGAUAUGAUUGUGAAUCUGAAGCUCAACAUGAUUGUGUCUGCAAUGAAGCUGCAGGCUAAUGUAUCAUUACUGAAUGACAUUGAGCUCAAAGUGACCUCCUCCAAUGUGGGUGAUUUUGAUCUGUCGAAGGUGAAUCCAUUCAUAAUAUCCGCGGUCAAGAGUCCUCUGAUAGAGCACCUGAAUUCACUCUUUGGCUUGGGAGCUAUUCUUCCUACUGUUGCUAGCGUGAACUACAACACCCCUCAGGUCUUUAUGUAUGAGGGUUAUAUUGUGGUGUCCUGUGGACUUCAAUUCCAGAAGUGA
Messenger RNA from Dromiciops gliroides (monito del monte), 1455 nucleotides. It is a transcript of the gene BPIFB2, whose product is annotated as BPI fold containing family B member 2. Gene Ontology annotation, molecular function: lipid binding. The record is from RefSeq and is a predicted model, not a curated record. The transcript has 16 exons. NCBI's taxonomy places the organism in Eukaryota, Metazoa, Chordata, Mammalia, Microbiotheria, Microbiotheriidae. The coding region runs from base 82 to 1455 and encodes 457 amino acids.